This is a messenger RNA of Capsicum annuum, 2248 nucleotides long. RefSeq names its product cationic amino acid transporter 1-like. The transcript has 2 exons. Gene Ontology annotation, biological process: transmembrane transport; amino acid transport. Gene Ontology annotation, cellular component: plasma membrane. The record is from RefSeq and is a predicted model, not a curated record. NCBI's taxonomy places the organism in Eukaryota, Viridiplantae, Streptophyta, Magnoliopsida, Solanales, Solanaceae. Gene Ontology annotation, molecular function: L-lysine transmembrane transporter activity; L-glutamate transmembrane transporter activity. The coding region runs from base 319 to 1935 and encodes 538 amino acids.
AAAGAAUAUUAUGCGUAACAAAAGUUAAACUCAACCAAUCAUUAAUAAUUUAUUUUUUUCAAAACAUAUUUGUGGUUUCGGUAUUGUUUUUUAAAGUGGUAAGGUCGGUAAGUACAUUCUACCCUCUUCAUACUCCCACUCGCGGAAUGAUGAUAAGUGCUCCUUGACAAGAUUUUUCCACAGGCUGAAGGUAGGGGUAAGAUUUGUACUCCACUUGUGUGAUUACACUAGGUAUGUUGUAAAAUAUUAAAUGGUCAGAUAACAAAUCCUGCAAAGCAAACUAAUUUUGAUCAAAACAUUAAUUUUAUUCAGGAAAAAAUGACUAAUAGCAAUUAUGGAAGUGUUGAUAAGAGGGGCUGUGGAUACAGCAAAGAUGAUUUUUUGCCAGAAGAAUCGUUCACCAACUGGGGAAGUUAUGUUCAGGCAUUACGUGAUACAAAAACAAGGCUUAAAGACCGUGUAUUGUCUCGUUCCUCGGACCAAUUAGAGCUCCAUGGAAUACGCGAUCGCAGCCAGCAUCAGAUGAAGAAGUCACUGAACUGGUUUGAUUUGGUUUGGUUUGGUAUUGGUGCAGUAAUGGGUGCUGGAAUUUUUGUCCCGACUGGUGAAGCUACCAAAAACUUAGCAGGACCUGCUGUUUUAUUGUCCUAUGUUAUAUCAGGCACCGCUGCUUUGCUUUCAGUGUUGUGCUAUAGUGAAUUCUCAGUUGAAAUCCCUGUUGCUGGUGGAUCGUUUGCAUAUCUGAGAGUGGAACUCGGCGAUUUUGUAGCCUUCAUCGCUGCAGGGAACAUUCUGUUUGAGUACGUUGUGAGUGGUGCUGGUGUGGCACGAUCUUGGACUUCCUAUUUCGCGACUCUGUGCAAUCACAAGCCUGAUGAUUUCCGAAUCAAUGUGUCAAGUCUUGCUGAGGGUUACAACCACUUAGAUCCCAUAGCAGUUGUUAUCUUACUGGUCAUUUGUGCUGGUGCAUCCUUGAGCACGAAAGGGUCUUCGCAAUUCAACUCCAUUAUGACCAUAAUACAUCUUGUUGUCAUGGUUUUUAUACUUGUUGUUGGCCUAACUCAGGCGAAUUUGGCUAACUAUUCAAACUUUGCACCUUAUGGCGCUCGUGGUGUCCUGAAAGCAGCAGCUAUGCUCUUCUUUGCUUAUGUUGGAUUUGAUGGCAUCGCAACUCUUGGGGAAGAGGUCAAGAAUCCAGGUAGGGAUAUUCCUAUAGGACUAAUUGGUUCUAUGGUGGUGACUAUCACAAUAUAUUGCCUCCUAGCCGGGACAAUAUGCCUUAUGCAACCUUUUAAUCAAGUGGAUGUUAAUGCCCCUUUUACCAUUGCCUUCCAAGCUGCAGGGAUGAAUUGGGCAAAGUACAUAGUUGCAAUUGGGGCAUUGAAAGAGAUGACAACAGUUCUGCUGGCCAGUAUUAUUAGUCAAGCUGGGUACUUCACUCACAUUGCAAGAACUCAUAUGGCCCCUCCAUUUCUUGCAGCAGUCAAUGAAAAGACAGGUACUCCUGUCACUGCUACAGUUGUUAUGGUCGUUGCGAAUUGCACGAUGGCCUUCUUCACAAGUCUUGACAUAUUGGCGAACCUCGUUUCAAUUGCCACGCUGUUCGUCUUCUCACUGGUUCCCCUAGCACUUCUGGUGAGACGUUACUACGUGUCAGGGGAAACACCGGACAGGGAUAGGGACAAACUCAUCCUGUUCUUGGUUUUAAUCACAUUGUCCUCUAUUGGAUCAGGUGUUUUCUGGGAAAUCAGUGAGAACACUUGGAUCGGGUGCAUAAUUAACGCUGGAGUUUGGUUUUUAGCCACAUUGGGGCUAAAUUUAACACUGAAGGAAGCGCGAAAGCCUAAGGUCUGGGGAUUACCAUUGAUGCCAUGGCUUCCAUCGGCUAGUAUAGCUAUUAAUGUGUUCAUCAUGUGCUCGAUUGAUGGUGCAUGAUUGAUGGUGCAUCAUUCGUGAGAUUUUCAGUUUGGACUGCGGUUUUGCUUGUGUACUACUUGCUUAUAGGAUUGCAUGCUACCUACGAUGCAGCCAAGGAUGUUGAGAACAAAGGUACAAAUACUACUGAUAUUGAUGUCAUUGCAGCUAGGACAAAUGCAUUUUAGUAGCUUAUAACUAGGCAGGCAGAUAGGAGUAGAGACAGUAGUAGUUGAUUUUGCAAGUAUAUGUGACUCUUUGCCUAAAAUGUCAAUUAACUAAGUUUCCUAACCUUUUAGUUUAUUGUUAACUUUAUCAGGCUAGGACGAGGAUU